Plasmopara halstedii is the source of this 3087-nucleotide messenger RNA. Its product is annotated as vacuolar protein sorting 39. Gene Ontology annotation, molecular function: protein binding. The transcript has a single exon. The record is from RefSeq and is a predicted model, not a curated record. NCBI's taxonomy places the organism in Eukaryota, Oomycota, Peronosporomycetes, Peronosporales, Peronosporaceae. The coding region runs from base 1 to 3087 and encodes 1028 amino acids. Gene Ontology annotation, cellular component: cytoplasm; membrane. Gene Ontology annotation, biological process: autophagy; endosomal vesicle fusion; vesicle-mediated transport.
AUGUCAUCGUCGGGAGAGCAGCGUGUAGCGUUCCGGUCUACGGCUGUGGUUACGGGCUUUGAGGGAAAGAUUGAAUGUGUGACGCACUAUUCAUCACGUGUCGUUGUAGGCUCUAAGGAUGGUCGCCUUGUUAUGUAUGACACACGUAAAGGGACAUCCACAUCUACAGCUACGUAUACGUUUCCACAUGGUCAACGAGUAGAGCAGCUGCUGGCAGUACCUCAUAUCCGUAUGCUGAUUGUAGUUUCUAAUGGAGAAGUAUCAGCUCAUGGUGCUACGGAUCUCAAGCCACUAGAUUUUGAUUUCUCUAAAGUUAAUACGUACAAAGUGCGACUUGUGUGCGUGAAUCAACGUGGUCCUCCGCAUUUUCGUCUUGGUGUGGCAAGUCUGAAGAAAAAAGCUAUCGCAAUUUAUCAGUUUCAUAGUAGUGACAAAAGCUAUGCAUUUUUACGAGAAUUUAGUACGCAAGACGUUCCAGAAGCUAUGAGCUGGUACAGGAACAAAGUUGUCGUAGGUUAUAGAAAGAAAUACUUUCUACUUAACGACAAAUCAGGUGAUGCUACGCAGAUUAACUCUCCUGGCAUUCAAGAUCCCACAGUAUUUCCAGUGGUUAAGUUGUUACCGAAAGAAGAGAUUCUUGUCGCUGUGAUGGAUCGUGUUGGCGUUUUUGUUGGCUUUACAGGGGAUACACUUCCUAAGAACUCGGUUACAUGGUCUCAAAGUCCACAGCACGUGGAAUAUUCGUCACCAUAUUUGUUGGCGUUAAUACCAAGAGUGGGCGUUGAAAUACAUCGUGCCAGUGAUGGUGCCCUUGUUCAGACAUUGCCACUUACUCGAGCUGUGUGUAUGUUUGGCAACGGUAUGAAGUGGGAUAUGGAGCCUCGACAGAGUGGUGAUAGUGAGGAUGUCGUUAUAGUUGGUGUCAGAGAGUCAAGUGGAGUGUCUAGUGUCAUGAAGAUUGAACCAAUGCCGUUAGAGCAACAGGUUGGCGAACUUUUGGAUCGUGGGCAGAUUGAUGAAGCUCAGUUGCUUGUGCGAAAGUCCAUUGCAUCAUUAUCUAGUGACAAACAACGCAGCAAGAUUAAACGCUUUCAACGUCAAGCAACUGUGGCGCUGCUGCGGCGACUCGAGUUUGACCAAGCUGCCGAUUACAUGUAUCGUGCUGCAAUUGAACCGUGCGAGUUUAUUGCGUUUUUUCCCGAUCUCCAGUGCUCUUCAUUCGCAUACGAACCUUCAGUGCUGAAGCCCGAAGUGCUUCCACGUGGAAGCAGCUCCACUCCAGACAUCACUUCAGUUGUUCAAGAGUUACUGUCGUCUCCGCGCGCUCCGUUGAGUACCGACAUUGCCAAGAGUAACGCUGCUGACCUUGUCAAUGCUGCACAAAAGUCACUUCUCAAGUUCUUGAAUCAGUACAAAAAACACAUGCGAGACAAAGCACGUGCCCAUGUGCGCGCCGUAACUUCAGCUCGCGGUCGUUCCACCUCCAAUCCAAAGGAUGCACGUCGUAUUGAAGCGAUUGAUACAGCGCUCUUUCGUCUUUACAUUCAGUACAAACGGUAUAAGGAGCUGCUAGCCUUAAUUCAGGAGACAAACCCAGACGUCGAAGGCCCACCAGGAUCUCUUGGAGGGUGCGCACUCGAGUUAGAAUCGUGCCGAUCACUCCUUAUUAAACAGAAGCUGUACUACGAAGCAGGUCAGUUGCUUUGUGCUCACCAGAGCUACGAUGAAGCCCUAGAAGUUUUUGCACUUCUUCACCACGGCGAGUACAAACAACGUGGGGGUUCAAGCGGCAUGCCAAAAUCACCAAUCGAAGCUGCGAUCGACGUACUUUUAACUGUACCCGAGUCAGAAAGUGCCUUCAUCUUUAAGCAAUCAAUUUGGAUUAUCAAGGCAACGUCUGCGAAACAGGCCUUGCGUAUCUUUACCGAACGUCGGCCGCCAUUGCCAUCGAAUGAUGUCGUUGCGCAUUUACGGGAACAUUCAAACGACCCAGCGAUUGUGCAACGGUAUCUAGAGUCUCUCGUCAAAGCAAAUGGUGAAGCGGGAGCGGUGCAAACAAGUGCAGCAGCAAUCUCGACAAACAAUGCUGGAAUCGUCAGUGAAGGCAGUAGCAGAGGCUUCAAUGCUUUUACUGAUCCUGCUGCAGCAGAGCUGGGCGUGAACGAUAGCUACAGUAACUUUCUGGCUGGUGACAAUGAUGACGACGAUGAAACAGUGCGUGGGCCGGACGGCUCGGCGGCGUCAAUUGUGGUGGACCCUCACCACACUCGCCUGGCACUGGAAUAUCUUGACGAGACACUGAGACUUGUCGCGAAGGGUGAUGUGCCGUCAAAGUCUCAACCUGGUAAAGAGCCUGGACAGCUCGGGGAGGCACGCAAGCGCCUCUUGAAAUUCUUGAAAUCGGGCUCUUCGCGCUACGACGUAGUGCCACUUGUCGAAAAGGUUAAGGGCAAGCCAUUGUACAACGAGUUUGUGAUACUCUGUGGCCGUGGUGCACUCCAUGAAGAAGCAGUGACUUCACUAGUGUAUGAAUUAAAUGAUUUGCGGGGAGCUGAAAGCUACUCCGUUAAGUAUGGAGCACGUGCCUCUGUUCAAGCAUUAUCAGGAUCAUCAAAAAAGGCUGGAGCUGUGGAACGUAACGACGCUUUGCUGGAAUUGCUCAAAAUCUGUUUCUCUCCUCGUGAGGAGUCAAAAAGGUCAGCAUUUAACGAUUUUGGAUUUCAGCUCCUAACACGUCACGGCAAAAGCCUCGAUAGCUCUAUGGUACUAGAUUUGGUGCCAGCAAAUACACCACUAUCUAAAUUGGGUGAAUAUUUUGCCCAGGCCUUGCCACACAGUGCUCACAACGUUCGCGAGAUGAGUAUCACCAAGUCAUUAUCGAACGUCUAUAAUCUCCAAGUUCAGUGCGAUCGCGUUGAGCUUUUGACUCAAAGUGUGCAGGUUGACCCCAACACGCUGUGCCCCGUUUGCCACAAGCGCAUUGGCGAUAUUGUCUUUGCUGUCUACCCAAAUGGCAAAGUCGUGCAUUAUAACUGCACUAACAGCAAUCUUCAGCUUUGUCCUGUAACUGGCGAACGCUUUUCAUGA